Cydia amplana is the source of this 2354-nucleotide messenger RNA. It is a transcript of the gene Mys45A, whose product is annotated as protein SDA1 homolog. The transcript has a single exon. Gene Ontology annotation, biological process: ribosomal large subunit biogenesis; ribosomal large subunit export from nucleus. The coding region runs from base 116 to 2284 and encodes 722 amino acids. Gene Ontology annotation, cellular component: nucleolus. The record is from RefSeq and is a predicted model, not a curated record. Lineage: Eukaryota; Metazoa; Arthropoda; Insecta; Lepidoptera; Tortricidae.
UGAAAACUUAAUACAAACGUGACUUCACGUGUAAAGACGUAACAAAAAGAUUCAGAAGUUUAUUUCAAAUGGUGUGAAUAAGUGAUUUAUUGUAAAUUUAACUUGAGCUCUCAAAAUGGUACGCCAUAAUAAUCAGCUGCCUAACAACCUCACGCAACUGCAAAAUCUAAUCAAGAGGGAUCCAGAAUCAUACAAGGAAGAAUUCAGUCAGCAGUUGGCUCAUUUUAAAACCACUUUGGAGAUAUUUAACCUUAAUCCGACGCAAUACAACAAGAAAUUAGAUGAACAAUCUAUGUUCCUAGCUCAAGUAGCCCAGUGCUAUUUGGAAGACAUGAAAUAUUUUCCUCAGAAAAUAAUUGAUAUCUUAAAAAGUCACAACACGACUUUGCACAAUGAUAUGCGUCUUGCAUUGUGUAAAUGUUUAAUUUUAUUGAGAAACAAAAACUUCAUUACACCUUUUGAUUUGUUGGAACUGUUUUUCAACUUACUGAAAUAUCAAGACAAGCACUUGAGAGAGUUCUUAAAAACUCAUAUCAUAACAGAUAUUAAGAACAUGAAUAUGAAGCAUAAAGAUAUGAAAUUUAAUUCAACACUGCAGAACUUUAUGUUUUCUAUGCUGAGGAAUUCUGAUGCUAAAGCUGCAAAAUUAUCAUUGGAUAUUUUAAUAGAGCUUUAUCACAAGAAUAUAUGGAACGAUCAGAAGACAGUGAACAUAAUUGCUGACAUUGGAUGUUUUUCCAAAGUUACUAAGGUAAUGGUUGCUUCAUUAAAAUUCUUUUUAGGCCGAGAUGAAGCUGAAAAGGAAGAGAAUUCGGACAGUGAGGAUGAAGUGGAUCCGAGGGAUACCAUGAUUGCCAAUAAAUUUAACAAAAAAACAAGGAAAAGAGAUAAGAUGGUAGAAAAAGUGAAGAAAGUUGCAAAGAAGUUAAAAAAGAAGAAGGAAAAGGCUCCUGUAUUUAAUUUCUCCGCACUGCACUUACUUAACAACCCACAAGGAUUUGCUGAGAAACUGUUCAAAUUAAUGGAGUCAUCUAAUGAAAGGUUUGAAGUGAAACUCAUGUGCCUUGAUGUCAUCUCAAGGCUUAUUGGAUUGCACAAUUUGUUCUUGUUUAACUACUAUCCAUUCAUUGCAAGGCUCUUGCUGCCACAUCAGAGAGAAGUCACUAGAAUACUCCAGUUUGCAGCUCAGGCAUCCCAUGAACUGGUACCAGCUGAAAUUAUAGAACCAGUCAUGAGGGCUAUUGCAAAUAAUUUUAUCACAGAAAGGAACUCCACAGAUGUUAUGGCCGUUGGAUUAAAUGCAGUAAGAGAGAUCUGUGCCCGCUGUCCUCUGGCUAUCACAGAGGACCUGUUGAGAGAUUUGGUACAGUAUAAAAACUACAAAGAAAAAUCUGUUAUGAUGGCUGCCAGAUCACUCAUUCAGCUCUACAGACAGUCAAUGCCUACUCUUCUGCACAAAAAAGACAGGGGAAGGCCCACUGAAGCUUCCUUAGAGCUAAAAACAAAGAAAUAUGGUGAUAUGGACAUUAAAGACUAUGUACCUGGCUCUGAAGUACUUCUAGAAAAGAAGGAUAUCACUGAGGAUGAGAAAAAGAAAAAGAAAGGAAAUAAGAAAAAGGGUAAUGAGUCUGAUAAUGAUGAUUGGGUUGAUGUUAAUUCAGAUGAGUCAGAAAUUGAUAUAUCUGACAGUGAUGAAGAUAGUGAUGAUGGAGAAGAAGAGGAAGAAGAAGUUGUUGAAGAAGAAAAAGAUAUUGAUGAAGACGCAGGAAACAAAGAUAACCAACCACAGGAAAAAGAAGCAAACACUAGGAAAGUAUUGAAAGCCAAAAGAAAGUUAAAUAAAGAAGAUAUUGCUGAGAAAGUUGAAACUGCAAGAAAUAUAGCAAUGGAUACUAUUUUCACUGAUGAAGAUUUUAAGAGAAUUGAUGCUGCACAGGUUAAGAAACAUGUGAGUGGAAUAAAAAGAAACAAGAGUUUUGUAGAAGAUGAAGAGGAGUCUGGAGAAUUAGUCCAGCUCUCUGCUAUUGAGAAUAUUCACAAAAAGAGGAAGCAUGAUAAAAAUGCUAGAUGGGAAUCAGUUCUCAAAGGGAGGGAAGAAAGAGACAAAUUUGGUUAUAAAGAUAGAAGGAAGAAUAUACAUUGCUCUAAAACUAACCGAGAAAAGAGGAAAACUAAGAACUAUCAAAUGGUCAAACAUAAAGCUAAGGGCAAAAUCAAACGAUCAUUCAAAGACAAACAAGUUGCUUUCAGAAAUUAUUUGAUUAAGCAGAAGAAAAUGAAAUAAUAAAAAUUUAAAUGUAUAUUUUUUCAACUCUGUAUUGUUUUCUUUGAUACAUUUGUUGUUUCCUUUACAA